AUGGAGUGCAAAAGACAAUCUGAACUGGAACUUCUAGCCAAACUUGAGGAAAAAAAUCGAGCUCUUUUUUCAGAUGCUAAAGUCGUUCCAUCUUUACAUACUCGUCGACGAGAAGGUUCUUUAUCAAGUAGCAUUUCCACUGGAUCUGGGCAGGAUGAUACACGAAGCAAUGGAACAUCUUCGCUGCAGCUUAAUGGUCAUGCAACACAUGGGUCGUCGAAAUCGAGUAACACUUCUGGAGUCUCGAUUCCUUUAAUGAUUGGUUGGACUGCUGGAGCACCAAUUAGCAGUUCUAUUCGUGAACAGUGGGACUACGUAAUAAAUAAUUGGGAUCAAUGUUCGAAAAAGAAAUCCUAUGUUUCUGAUCUUAUUAAAAAAGGUGUUCCUGAUGAAUUUCGUCCAUUAAUUUGGCAACUAUACUGUGGAGCUUAUGAUUCAGCUGUUAAAAAACAUUAUCAUAAUUAUUUGUUAGUUAAUUCACCGGUUGAAAAAGCUAUCCGACGUGAUAUUGCACGUACAUUUCCUAAACAUGAUUUAUUUAAAGAUGAAAACGGUUGUGGUCAAGAAAGCUUAUUCCGUGUAAUCAAAGCGUAUUCAAUUCAUGACCCAGAAGUGGGCUAUUGUCAAGGCUCCGCAUUUAUUGUUGGAUUAUUAUUAAUGCAGAUGCCUGAACUUAAUGCAUUCGCUGUACUUGUUCAAUUAAUGAAUGAUUAUCGACUUCGUGAAAUGUAUAAACCAUCUAUGAUGGAACUUGGCGUUUGUAUGUACCAGUUAGAACAAUUAAUUGCUGAUAAUUUACCCGAAUUGUAUACGCAUUUUCGUACACAAUCAUUUGCACCAAGUUUAUAUGCAUCAGCAUGGUUUUUGACAUUGUUCUCUACUAUUCUACCUAUACCAUGUGCUACACGUGUUAUGGAUUUUUAUAUUGUUGAGGGACUUCAAUUCAUAUUUAAAUUGGCUUUAUCAAUAUUGAAAUUUUCUGCAGACAAUUUGUUAAGAUGUGAUAUGGAGUCAAUGGUUGCAUUCCUUCAACAUGAAGGACCAUUAGCGUGGGAUAAACAUUCGAAUACUAUAUUUGAAAAUGCUUGUUCGCUUAAAUUGAAUACAAAAAAGAUGAAAAAAUUAGCGAAAGAAUACAUGACAAUGCGUAGUCAAGAACGAGAAGAACAAAUUGAAUUACGUCGUCUUCGUACUGAAAAUGGAUUAUUAUUACAACGUUUAGCCCGUUUAGAAGAGGAAAGUGGAGUAAUGGCUGAUCGUUUAGUUAAAUGUCAAUUGAUUCGAGCACAAGAAGCUGAAACUACCAUUGCAUUACGUUGUGAAUUAUCUAUAUUAAGACGUGAAUAUGCUAAUUUAAAUUCUAAUUCUCAUUUAAUAACUAAUGAAUUUUCAUUGAAUAAUAAUACUAAUAAAAGUAUUGAAAAUAAUGAUGAACAAGAUAAAUUAUUAUUGAAAUCAACCACAAUCAAUCAUGAUGAUUUACUGCCAACAAAUGAAAAGAUAAUAAAUACCACUGUUUCUAAUACAAAUACAACAAUCUCUAUGGAUAAGCCAACAAUCACAAAUAUAUCUAACCCAAAUCAGAAUUAUACCAAUAAUGAUACAAUACAUCAAUCACUUGUUAAUGGUUUCUCAUCACCUACUUAUAAUAUUCAGAAUGACUAUACUACUAAUAAUACUAAUACUACUACUAAUAAUAAUAAUACUUGUUCUUCUUCUUCUUCUUCAUUACAUGAACAACAAUUAAAUAAUUCAUAUGAUUUUUGUACAUUACCAAGAUCAAGAAAUCGUGAUUAUCAAAUAAAAGGUGGUAAUCAUUAUAAUGAAAUGAAAAAUGAUGAAUUAUUAUCAACUACUAUGAAUCAAUUACAAACAGAUUUAAUGAAUUCACGUUUCAAUGAAGCGGAUACUAAAAAAAUAUUACAUGAAUUACGAUGUAAAUUACAUGAAUUAGAAGAGUCAAAAUCGGAUCAAUCACUUCGAUCAGCUGAACAAAUUGCUGUAUUAAAAGAUGAAUUAUUUGGUGCAAAACUUCGAGAAACAGAAUUAAUAAAUCAAGUAGAAGAGUUAAAAAGAAGAUUUGAUGAUUUGAAUUCACUUUGGCAGGCACAUAUUGGAAAAUGUAAAGGUGUUAACAAUGAUACAAAACGUUCUUCACUUUGGAUUGGUUCUUUAAACUCACUGGAUUCACAUGAAACGAAUUUUAAGAUGAAAUUUUCUGACCGACUACUGGAAACACGAUUCGUCAAUCAAAUCAGUAGUUUAAAACAACAGAUUACUGAUUUAACUGUACAACAAGAAUUAUCUGAUCGUCGAGCUGAUCGUUUAGAUAAACGUGUCACUGAACUACUUGAAUCACGUACAGCAUUUCAAACAAGAGAACGUGAAUUAACACUGGAAUUAAAGCAAUUAGAACAGAAAUGUGCUGAUAUAGAAGCGAAGCGUAAAGCCGAUGGUGUUAUGUGGCGUAGUCGUGAAAUGGAAUUUAAAACUCAACUAGCUGAACGUAAACAAGGUUAUUUACAAUUGGAAUAUCAAUAUGAAAGUCUACUGACAUCACAACGUCUUCAAUCGAAAACCGAUAAUCAUGAAUUGAUGCUUAGAAAAUCAUCAUUGGAUUCUGAUAAAAUAUUAGAAAUGACUAAUAACACUAAUAGUAACACUGAACAUAAUAGUAGUAAUAAUGCUAAUCGUUUUACCCUUGGUAGUUAUUUAAAAUUUACUCAACCAAAUCCUCCAUCUGAUCCAUCAAAUUCUACUGUAUCUACACCAAAAUCAACAAUCGAUAACAAAAUAGUGAAUUAUGAUCAAUCAUAUUGUCCUAUCAAUGGUGAAUUAUAUUCAAUGUGGAAAGAUUUACCACCAGCUGUUAUGACUGAGUCAAUUGGUCCAUUAGAAGAUCUUUGUCUUAUACCAGAUGAUCCAAUGAUUACAAGUGUUUACUUAAAUUCAUCUUCAUCAGCAACGUCAACUACAACAACAACGACAACAUCUCCACCGUCAACUCCACCAUCUAUUAUAUCGAAUAAUCAUUUCUAGUCGUUAUUAUGCUUGUACGCUUUCAUGAUACUUCUU
This is a messenger RNA of Schistosoma bovis, 3075 nucleotides long. Lineage: Eukaryota; Metazoa; Platyhelminthes; Trematoda; Strigeidida; Schistosomatidae. The record is from the annotation of a GenBank genome assembly.